CACAUGACCUGAGGAUCCAUCGAUUGUACUAUAGUUAGUUAGCUUGCCAGGGACUAGCCUGAAAGAUGUUCAAUUCGUCUCUCUUCGUGGCCUUGCCGAUCAUCACCAUCUUCUGGGUGGCGGUGUUUAUCGCCGGCUUCAUCGUCCCUUUCCUCAUACCCAAAAACCCCAACAGAUGGACCAUUGGCACAAUGAUCGCUACUACUGCCAUCUGUUGCUACGUAUUUUGGUUGAUUGCGUUCCUGGCCCAGCUGAACCCUCUUAUAGGACCCGAGGUGCCCAAUGCCGUAGCAGCUCACAUGAGGAGGGCCUGGCUGGGCUGGAAGCAGGCAAAAACAUACGACACAUGUUAUCCUUCUUGGUGAUCAAUCAUUCAUAGGACGCAGCUUCACUGUGUGUGUAGUUCAAAUCGAUGGUGUCUUUGACUGUUGAUUAUAGUGUGUAUGUAACAUUUUGUGUCAACACUUGCAUAAUAAUAUACAGAGAUUUA
Molecule: messenger RNA, 490 nt
Organism: Geodia barretti
Lineage: Eukaryota; Metazoa; Porifera; Demospongiae; Tetractinellida; Geodiidae
Source: the annotation of a GenBank genome assembly